GAUUGUUACAUUCCUACGGCGGUUACGUUUUUUUACAGCUGUGUGCUGAAUCCUCAUCUCCGUGCACAAUGGGUGCGUGUGCCUGUGGCACAUCAUACAUUCUGAGGUGGCUACUGACGGCUCUGUUGUUCUUGGCUGCUGUUCGGCCGACGAGCAGUGACUGCCCCAAAUCAUGCGCCUGUCACGUCCCGACAGAGGUGCACUGCACCUUCAGAUACCUGACCGUAGUACCUGACCACAUCCAGCCAGCUGUGGAAAGAAUUAACCUCGGGUACAAUAGUCUGACUGUCUUACGAGAAAAUGAGCUUUCAGGACUUGAGAAUUUAGAGCUGUUGAUGCUGCAUAGCAACACUAUUGAGAGUAUCGAAGACAGAGCCUUCCAAGACCUCAAGUCAUUACAGGUCCUCAAAAUGUCUUACAAUAAAGUCAAAAGACUCAACAAAGGGACAUUGAAAGGCCUGGACAGUCUGCAGAGACUCCACAUGGACCACAAUCACAUUGAGUUCAUCAACCCAGAGGCUUUCUAUGGCCUUACCAAUCUGCAGUUGGUCCAUCUGGAGAGUAACCACCUCCAGCAGCUCCACCCAGACACAUUCAUCACACUGAGACACAGUCAAGUGUUCAAGGUGUCCUCAGUGAAAAACAUCCAUCUGUCAGACAACCUCCUCACCACACUGCCUGCAGAUAUUUUUGCAGGAUGCAGCCAGUUAGAGAACCUUUUCCUCCAUGGUAAUCCCUGGACAUGUGACUGCCGUAUGAAGUGGUUCCCGGUGUGGACACAGAGAAACACAGGUGUGCUGAAAUGCAAGCGGGACAGGAGAUAUCCAAGAGGACAGCUAUGUCCUGUUUGUGAAAAUUCUUCAUCUUACCACAGCAGACCUCUAUCUCUUCUCCCAGAGGAUGCCUUCACUUGUACAAAACCCUGGAUCCUACCUCAGCUAAAGCAGAAAAACAUCAGCCUGGAUGAAGGGGACUUUACUCCAGUUUCCUCCAAGGAUUUCAUUGCCCCAUUAGGCUCCAUACAAAUGAACCUGACUGACCAGUUUCACAGCGAUGCCAGUUUAUCCUGCACUGUCCAGAGGCCCUCUUCUUUUGAGAAUUUAACACAAACCUUGGAGGAAGAGGGGGGAAACAAUGUCACUGUGCUUACCACUAGCAUGACUACCUAUUUGGUGUGUAACAUUGACUAUGAACAUAUCCAGCAACUGUGGCAGAUCCUGGCCUCCUACAGUGACUCUCCCAUGAGGUUAGAGAGAGGUUUGAUGCUUGCCAGAAGCCCGGAAAUGGUUUACAGAUACAGUCAGUUACAAACAAAAGAGGAAGAGGAAAGGAUUCACACGAACAUUAAGGCCGACAUUAAAGCCUCCCCUGCAUGGCUGAUGCAGGGAGAGGUGAGCUUCCAGCUUGACCGCACUACUACCACUUUCUCCACACUGCAUAUUAAAUACCAGUCUGUGGUCAACCUACGUGUGGAAAACACAUCACCUAAGAAGGACCACUACUCCUGGGCCAUGAUCAAGAGAGAUAAUCAAACCAAGACUGAGCACACUGUACUUGCAGGUGGUGUGGCACAAUUGAGCUGUCAAAUCCAAGGUGAGCCAAAGCCUUUGUUGGAGUGGAUAUUACCCGAUGGAAGUAAAGUCAGAGCCCCUUACUCCAGGGAGGACAGGAGGAUCAUAAUCACUGCUGAAGGGAAGCUCACUCUGCAGGCUGCAGAUGCCUCAGAUACAGGCCUCUACCAAUGCAUUGCCACAAACUACCUGGAUGCGGAUAUCCUUGUGUUUCGGGUGACAGUUCUGUCAGCUGAUGUAGAAGAAACUGAGGUCAAUGGUGUCCAACUCUCAAGGCCACUGGGUGAAAAUCUGGUAUUCGACUGCAGCUCCUCUGGGAGCCCUGAAGCCUCGGUACAGUGGAUCCUCCCUGAUCACUCAGUGCUGGACAAGUCUCAAGGAACUAGAAAGGUGUAUAAGAACGGGACACUGCUGAUUCAGGGUCUCACAGUGAGGGACAGAGGGUUUUAUAGAUGUUUGGUUGCCAAUUACCUGGGAGUUGACCUGCUAGUGUCUCAGGUGACCGUGACUGAGCAAACAUCUGAAGAGGUGAUAGUUUUAGAUAGAGAGGGAUCGGGGAUAGAAAUGGGCUUCAAGGUGGAGCCUAAUUUUACAGAAAAGACAGUCAAUCUCAACGAGAUCCCUUCUACCAGUACCACAGACAGAAAUAGUCAGGAAUCUAGGACCGUCACCUCAGAUCGACCUUUCCCCAGACUCAGGUCACAGGGUAGAGGAGGCGCUGGGGGUAGACUGGGACAGAGAAGGAGGAGGCCAGUCAGCACCAGACGCACCUGGAGUAGAAAGGUCUUCGAUAAAGCUUCCAGAAAACUAAAUUUAGAGAAAUUUGCUGAAUUAAUGAAGAAGGCUCAAGAUGGAUCAAGAAAAAAGAGUGACACUGAGAAAGAGAGAUUGACAUAUGAAGACUCUCAACCUGGUUAUUCCGGUGAUGGUGAACUUGGAUCUGGUGUGGGUCAUAAUGAAGACCAUCUUCUUGUUGUGCCAAGGACAAUUAAACCUGCUAUAGAUAAUCCACAAGAUAUUAAAAUAUUUAGGCAAGAUAUUCAGACUGAGGCAACAAAAGUAACACAGAUAGGUCAGGAUCAUAUUUCAGCAACAACAGGGGCUCACCAAACUGUUGUCAUGAAAACCACAGUAAGUGAUCACCUUGAUAUUAGUACAAUAACAGAAAAUACAAACACACUAACAACAGAGUCGUAUAUGCAGUCAGACUCUACACCAAUCAAGUCCACAUUCACUGACUAUCCAAGGUUUGUUGACAAGACCGAGUUUUAUACCCCUGAGAGAACCAGUAAGCCACCCUCAAACAUGCACCCAGUCACUCUCCAACUAACUGUGACCGACACCUCACAAGAAACUCAGCUCCAGUUCUCAGGAGAACAACUCACAGAGCCAGAGACAUCAACAGAAGCAAUACUUUCAAUUACCACUGACCCUAACAUUACUCUAAUGAGGGACGGCCCAGGAACAGUGGGGCUAGUCAUCCAUACAGACCCAGAGAGCCAGACCACAUUCACAGCUGUUACCACCACAGAGAGACAGAAAGAUGAGAUCACCUUCCACACCACACAAACAAUCAAAUCCCCACACCUGCCAGCAGGAUCCACCAUCAUCUCCCGGCAGCAGAUCCACAUCAUCCCACACAAGAACAGCAGGGGUGGGAGCCGCAGGAGGACUUUCCAAGGCCGCAGGAGGAUUAUAAAGCCUAACAAAAUCACUGAUAUACAGUCCUUCAUCAGUAAACUUAAACAGUCUUCAGUGAAAAAUGAAGGGAACACUUCGGUGCCAUAUCGAAUUGAGUUAACUACAGCCUGUAACGAAGACAAAAAAACGACAGUAGCCACUGAUGUGCACAUGGUCCCACCAACAGCUUCCUCAAGUUCAUCUUUACACAGUGCAGAAAGAACUACCACCACACAGUCUAGGGCAGAGGAUUAUGUUGGGAGUGGCAACAUAUCCGGACUGAAAAGGCCAUUAAUCACCCAAAAGCCCUCAACUACAGCACAAACUACACUAGUGACCUUAACUAAAACCCCUGCUGCUAUGCCCACCACCACUGCAAACUCACUGGUUGAACCUAAGACUCUAUCUCCACCAAGAAACAAAGAGAGCAGAGAGAGUUCAUUAGAUGAUGACUAUGGAGAUUUAUCCUCUGCAGACUUUGUGUUCACAACACGAAGACCCAGCUUUCAACAUAUAACAACGACCAGUUCUUCUUAUUACUCCAGGUCCUCCACUACUGCUGAAACACCACCAGAAUCGCAGACUCUACCUUCCCCACCUACUGUCAAGCCAACUUUCAAUAAAAAUCCUGAUGAAUCUUUAUCAUCUGGGUCUGGUGGACUCCCUGAUAACUGGGUUGUAAUUAGACAGAGGCCUGGUGGGACAAGAGGACGACAGGGGCAGAGAAGAAGGCCAUUCGGGGGCAGGAGACACUUCAAGAAACCUGAAGUAAAUAAAGUAACUUCUACCACAACUGAACAUUCAACUACAGAAACUACAUCUUUGGAAACUACAAUAGAGACUACCCCACCUCCUCAACGAACUGAUUCGCUCUAUAAGCCCCUGUACACACUAUCGCAGAAAGAGGACAGAACCACAGUAGCUGUUUCUGCUGACCAAAUGUCAAUGGAGACUGACUUGUUUGAGGAAUUGAACUCGAGCAGUUUACCUACCUAUACAACAAAGACACCUUUCAUGACUAUAAAAAAUAACCCUACCACCACAUCAAUACCAGCUACCACAAAAAGGUCUUACACAACAGUUCAGGCUAGAGGCCACAGCAACAUCAGACCAUCAACACAGUGGAACAAUGCUCAAAACACUCACAGGCCACCAAUGAGCGGAAUCAAACCUACCGUGCAAAGCAGUGCUACCAGGGGCAGUGCAGAAAAGGAACUUACUUUUGACACAGUGACCAUUCUUACAGCCGAGCAAGGUUAUAUCAACACCCCUGCACCAUACAGCAACAUAGGCACACACAAUUCCAUUUCUACUGUUUACAAUCAUGUCACUGGCAAUGAAGCUACAAGUACCUAUAUUGCUGGUUUUGAACCCACUACAAAGUUCAUGGCAAGAAAACCAAAGAUAGUUGGUGGGAAUGCAGCCAGUUUUACCAUUCUGUCCAACUCAGAUGCUUUCCUGCCGUGUGAGGCUGUUGGAAACCCCCAGCCAGCUACAACCUGGAAACGCUUUUCUUCAACCACAGGAAACAGUUUUACUAUUAAGGGGACAAUGGACAAGUUUGAAGUUAUGAGCAAUGGGACACUGUUCAUCAAGAAUGCCAGCAUUAAGGAUCGUGGCCAAUACCUCUGUCUAGCUGAGAAUGAUCAAGGAUCAGAUAAACUUCUUGUCACCCUCUUUGUGGUGGCCUACCCAUCACGCAUACUGGAGCCAAAAAUGCGUGAAAUGAAAUCUCAUGCAGGAAAUACUGUAGAGAUGAAAUGUAAAGCAGAAGGUCGACCCACUCCCAUGAUAUCCUGGAUCCUGGCCAACCGGACCCAAGUCAGAGGUCAAAAGACAGAGACAGAAAGGGCGUCAGUAUCUGCUGAGGGGACUCUGGUCAUAGAGCAUGUGUCUGUUUAUGACAGAGGUCUUUACAAAUGCAUUGCGAGUAAUCCAGCCGGAGCAGAUACCGCUACAGUCCGCCUGCAGGUGGUGGCAGCUCCACCAGGCAUCACAGAGGAGAAACGACAGCAGCUCAAAGUUAGUGUCAGCGAGAGCCUGUGGCUACCCUGCACUGGUAAAGGCAGCCCUAGACCUGCAAUUCACUGGGUCCUUCACGAUGGGGCAAUGGUGCACUCUAACAGACCUACCCAAGACAAAAGGAUAUCAGUGUAUGAGAAUGGAACACUCCACAUUAACGAUGUGAUUUCUGCAGACAGUGGGAGAUAUGAAUGCAUUGCUACCAGCUCUACUGGUUCAGAGCGACGAGUGGUGACUCUGGCAGUCGAGAAGCAAGAGUCUACCCCUCAAAUAGUGGAGACAUCCCAGCGCAUGACUGAGUUGUUCUUUGGGGAUCAGUUAAGACUGAACUGUUCAGCAACAGGAGACCCCAAACCUAGGAUCAUGUGGAGGUUACCCUCUAAAGCUGUGGUGGACCAGUGGCACAGGAUGGGCAGCAGAAUCCUGGUCCUGGAUAAUGGUACUCUAAUUAUUAACAUUGUGAGUGAUAAAGAUGCUGGAGACUAUCUCUGUGUGGCCCGAAGCAAGAGUGGUGAUGAUCUCCAACUCAUGAGGGUCAGUGUGUCAAUGAAGCCAGCCAAGAUAGAGCCUAAUCCCUAUGGCAAGACACAGGUACCCUAUGGUAAUGAUUUGAAGGUUGACUGUAAAGCCUCAGGAGCACCAAAGCCAGAAAUCUCCUGGGGUCUACCAGAUGGUACAGUGGUCAACAGUGCUCUGCAGUCUGAUGCAAGCAGUGGAGGAGGACGAGCACGGCGCUACACUCUGUUUGACAAUGGAACUCUUUACCUAAACCAGGUUGGUAUGUCAGAGGAAGGAGAUUACACCUGCUAUGCUCAGAACCAAGUGGGCAAGGAUGAGAUGCAUGUACAUAUAACUGUGGUAACUGCUGCACCCAGGAUACGACCAACCAGCCAGACUUAUGCCAGGGUGAGGCCUGGAGGGAACAUGCGCUUUGACUGCGAAGCACUUGGCGAACCCAAACCCAAGAUUUUGUGGAUGCUGCCAACCAACGAUGUAAUUGCAGCAUCAAAUGAACGCUACCUAAUGCAUGUCAAUGGUUCUCUGGAUAUCAGGGAUGUGAAGCUUAUCGAUGCUGGGGAGUAUGUUUGCAUGGCCCGCAACCCUGCUGGAGACAAUAGAAAAGUCUAUAAGCUUGAUAUAGAUGGGAAUCCACCAGUGAUCAAUGGCUACCACAAGAACAGAACUGUUGUCAAAGAUGUAGCUGCCAAAUACUCCAGGAAAUUAAUAGACUGUAAGGCUGAAGGCGAUCCCACUCCUAGCGUUACUUGGAUUAUGCCUGAUAACAUCUUUCUUACAGCACCAUACUUUGGCAGCAGAAUUAAUGUCCACUAUAAUGGAACAUUAGAGAUUCGUAACGUGCGGCCAACUGAUACAGCAGAGUUCAUAUGCAUGGCAAGGAAUAAUGGAGGAGAGGCAGUAAUGGUGGUGCAGCUGGAGGUGACCAGAAUGCUCAGAAGGCCAAUCUUUAAGAAUCCUUACAAUGAACGUAUUGUGUCUCGGAUUGGGAAAACCACAGUUCUGAACUGCUCUGCUGAUGGACACCCAGCGCCAGAGAUAAUCUGGACUUUACCAAAUGGAACACGAUUCACUGGUGAACAUGAUCAUGGCUCUCACCACCACCUAGUCAAUGAUGGGACUUUGAUCAUCAACAACCCGCACAAAGAGGAUGCUGGUAAGUACCGCUGUGGUGCAAAGAAUUUCAUGGGCUACAUAGAGAAGCUGAUAAUUUUGGAUGUUGGGCAGAAGCCUUACAUCCUGACCAGGCCUAGAGGUAUCAUACGCAGUGUGUCUGGGGAACCUCUCUUCCUUCACUGUCUAUCUGAUGGGAGUCCCAGACCCAGGAUCCACUGGACCAUUCCUGGUGGUCACACUCUCACUCAGCCUCAAGUCCUUGGGCGCUACCAGUUGUUAGAGAAUGGUACUUUAAUUCUGCAUGAUACUACUCUCCACGAUCGAGGGAACUACAUAUGCAGAGCUUGGAAUGAUGGCGGGGAGGCAGUGCUCACUGUACCUGUUGUUAUUCUCGCUUACCCACCAAGGAUCACAGCAGGGCCUCCUCCACGUGUAAGCGCAGUAACUGGGACACCUAUCCAGCUCAACUGUGCUGCCAAUGGAAUCCCCAAGCCAGAGAUAACCUGGGAGCUGCCCGAUCAUUCAGUUCUAUCAACGGCAGAACAGGGUCGGCCUAUGGGUAGUGAGCUGCUCCAUCCUCAGGGGACACUCAUUAUCCAGAGACCCAAAGUCUCAGACUCAGGCACAUACAAGUGCCUAGCCAAGAACCACCUAGGCACAGACUCAAAGGUCACAUAUGUACAUGUACAAUUUUAGACUAUUGAAACAGGACAGAGGUUCAUCUGAGUGUAAAUAAUAACAGAUAGAGAAAUUUGCAUUGGUGAUGUACAGUAUAAGCAUUCUUACUUCUGGAUUUGUCAGGAUGAUAGCUUGUGGAAUAUUAUUUAAAAAUGAAAUAGAUAAAAAAUAGAACAAAUAGAGAAAAGAAACAGACGUUUUAAGACAUUUAACUGGAAUCCCCAGCCUUGGAUUAUAAAGUUGUUAUUUUUAACUUUUUAAAAUUGUACGUGGUUCUCAAUUGGAGUGGUUCUCUUGAGAGGAAAAGGGUCAGUGCAUAGAGUCAAAUGAUUUCUUUUCUUAGGAUACAAUUAUAACGUAUAUAAUGGGGAAGAAAUGUGUAGCAGAUUGCAAUAGAGAAAGAACACUCUUUAUUUAAGUACCAAAGAUGAUUGUACUAGUAGUUAAUUGA
Molecule: messenger RNA, 8034 nt
Organism: Paralichthys olivaceus (Japanese flounder)
Lineage: Eukaryota; Metazoa; Chordata; Actinopteri; Pleuronectiformes; Paralichthyidae
Gene: igsf10
Product: immunoglobulin superfamily, member 10
Molecular function (GO): protein binding
Source: RefSeq, a predicted model, not a curated record